CAUGUUUAUUGAACAAUAACGGAUAUACAAACACAUGGCAACCCCCAUACACCUUCCUAACAUCUGUGCCUAUGAGGUUCCUUGCAACAGGGGACUCUUAUAGAACAAUAGCAUUCAGCUAUCGCGUGGGGCACUGCACAGUGGCACGGAUAGUGAAAGAUGUGUGUGAGGCGAUAUGGAGCUGCCUUCUGGAGACCUACAUGCCUGUGCCCAAGAGGGAAGACUGGCAGAGAAUUGCGGCAGAUUUCAGUACCCUGUGGGCAUUUCCAAAUUGCUUAGGUGCUAUUGAUGGGAAGCAUGUCAUUAUCCAAGCCCCACCUUGCAGUGGUUCCCUUUUUUUCAACUAUAAGGGGACUUUCUCAAUUGUUCUCCUUGCCGUGGUGGAUGCCCACUACCGUUUCAGAGUGGUUGAUGUUGGAGCAUAUGGGAGAAACAGUGAUGGAGGAACGCUGCAUGCCUCUGCAUUUGGUAGGGCCCUACGCCAGGGUACAUUAGACCUGCCUGAGGACACCCCUCUCCCUGGCACAGAGGAACUGGGCUCUGUCCCCCAUGUCUUUGUGGCAGAUGAGGCCUUCCCUCUGAGAAGAGACAUGAUGAGGCCCUAUGCUGGGCGAACAGAGGGAGAGAAGCGUGUAUUCAACUUCCGGCUUUCCCAUGCCAGGAGAAUGGUAGAGUGCUCCUUUGGCAUCAUGGCUGCUCAGUGGAGGCUGUAUCGGAGGGCUCUUUGUGUGUCUCCAGAGGUUGCUGAGAGCGUUGUUAAAGCAACAUGUAUGCUGCACAAUUUCAUGAGGUGGGAAAAUGGCGGAUCUGUGUCAGUGACUACACCAUCAGAAGAGCCUCUCCAUGGUGCCCAGGACAUCCAAAGGGUUGGAAGCAACAAUGCCACCAGAGAGGCCAUUGCUGUCAGGGAAACUUUAUCAAGAUAUUUUAUAUCGACAGGACAGGUGCCAUGGCAGAAUGGAAUCAUCUGAGGACCUCCCACCCAUCUAUCCUCCUCCAACCACAAACUUUAAGUCUCCCAAAUGUACCAUCAAUGUAAAAUUAAAUAAUAGUAACUGAAAUUAUUGUAGUGGUAGAAGUGGUAGUAGUAGUAGUUGUUGUUGUUGUAGUAGCAGCAGCAGCAGCAGCGGUGGUAGUAGUAGUAGUAGUUGUAGUAGUAGUUGUCAUAGUAGUAGUAGUAUGCAAAUCAAAUUUUUGUUUUUAAAUGAUGAAUAAAUGUUUUUAAUACCUUCAUCUUGUUAUUUUUUAUUUCAAAUAACAACUCAGAGCUUAAGGAGCCAUGAACAGAAAAAGUUUCAACAAAUGACUUGACCAGGCUGACAGUGGUCACUUAUUUAAUGAAUAUUCAUGUGUUGAACAGUUGAAUUGAUUAUUAAUUUGAAAAUAAAAUAAAACUGAUUGUUAAAACUGUAAGAAUUACAUAUUUACAGAUUAUGAUAUAUUGAGCUGAUUGUUAAAACUGUAAGAAUUACAUAUUUACAGACAAGUGAAAUGUUGAUUAAAUGUGUGUGUGUGUGUGUGUGUCAUCAGAAAAUUCAAUGUCAUAUAAGAAUUGCUGAAACUUAAUUCUAACAAGUGCUUUUUGUCUGUUGUCCAGCGUUUUCAUUGCUGGUGCAAGGCUUAAAAGAAAAUGUUCCUCCUCUCCCAUGUCUCUAUUCAAAGCAUCUAGCACGCUCUCUUGGAACACAGAGAGGGCUGCUGGUUGUGGUGGAGGUGGUGGUAGGGCUUUUCCCCGCUUUGCGCUCCUGUUGACCUCCCUGGAGGGGCCAGACCGGGCACUGUUCUCCCUCUGUGUUCCAGCAGGUGCAGCGGCGAUCUCUGGGGGUGGUGGAGAUGGUCCUGAAAUAGAGCACGGUGAGGUUGGGGCAGUACCCGGGGCAAAGCGGCUGACCUCAGUGAUUUGUGUUCUUUGUUGCUCCUCCUCCUCGCUGCUCCAACCUUGGGUCAUCUGUUUGAUAAAUUACUAUAAGAAAAAAAGCUACACAUCCACAAGUAACAUGCAGUUAUUCAACAAAUAUUAGAUAUUUUUUGCUAUGUAAACUAACAUGUGCAUAUUUCUGCUAUUAUGCUUAAUAAUAAAAACUUGUCUAUAUCACCUACAAUCCCUGAUUGCACUCAAUUGAUCGUAAUGAUGAUAACCUCAAGUAAAUCAUUACCUCUGUCAUAUUAAAUGAUGGAGACAUGGACAGCAGCACUCCACUAUUUCUGCCUGUGUGUCCUCCCUGAAGUUGGAGCUUGUCUCCCUAUCUUGGAUGGGAGGCUCUAAAAAAGCCAAUAUGUUCAUAAAUUUCCAUCGUUUUUUCUCCUGUCCACCUUCUGCCCCACUCUUCUUCUCUUUCUCUGCCUUUCUUUCCUUUCUAUACUUAUCCCUUAAAUAUUUCCACUUGGAAAUAUCCGCUCUCUCCUCAUUGGGAACAGUUGAAAAAAGACGCUGGCCGCCUUCUGGCACUCAGAAAAAGGCGCUAUAUGGACACAGGGCUUAAUGGAGGGAUAUCGGGUGGGAAACCUGCUAUCCUAUUCUUCUCUAAAUCUGAAUAUGUAUUUCUCAAAUAUUCUUCAACCUCUAGCCUUUCUGCUUUAAGCUGGCAUCCCUUUUCCUGGCUAAACAAUCCUUUAACAAACUUAAAAGGGUCCCUAAAAAACCUGUCCUUACUUGUUCCUUCUUCCUCCUCUUUUUCCUGAGAUGCUCUGCCCUUCUAAGAACUGCUAGCCUGCUUCUCAACUCCUCUUGCAACACCUUAAUUCCCUCCCUUUCUUCUUCUGUAGCCUUUUUCCACUGCUUUCUUAACUGUCUCCUUUCCUUGACUAACUUCUCUAUUUCUCUUUGCCGCCUAGACUUACCUGACUGUACCCUCUCACUCCUCUUUCUCUCAUGCACCCCAAACCUCUCUGCACCAUAUGAGUAAAUUACAUCUCCCAUCUUUUCUAUUACAUUUCCUCUAAGCCUAGUUAAAAUUACUGACAAAUCUCUAUUAACUAUCUCCCAUUAUUUACUGUCAUUUGCCCUACGCCAUCUAACUCUAACCUUUUGCUCCAUGGUUCUCUCUCUGACUGGCACACUGGCCUCAUUGUCAUCUGCAUCCUCUCUUACUACCCCCUCCUCCUCCUCCUCCUCAGUGGCAGUAUUACUGAUAUCCUGUGAACUGUGGUUUUCUACCUGUCGCUGGACUUCAUCCGACUGACUUCUUAGGAAGUACUGAUCAAUGCGGCUACUCUGCCCUUUCUUUGCCACACACUUCUUCUUUCCCUGAUGAGUUCUGAGGCCUUUUAUUGAUGUUACUUUCUGCCAGCUGCAAGGACAAACCUGAAGCAUCUUGUUCUCGACUGUGCUACUUUUGUCCUCUACAGAUGCGCUCGCCUCGCCCUGAGUGCUGCUAAUUCUAGCAAUGGUAGAUAGGUCCAUGCCCCUAUCCUUCACUGAAGAAAGAUGUGUUCGCUGUACUGCCAACAGGAUUUGGCAAAAGUUUAAUAUACCAAACAUAGACUUUAUUAGUCUCGCCACCAGACAAUCAGAGAUCUCCACCUUCUGAUAGUCUGGGGACACUCCUUUCUAAAGUGUGUUUAACACACCGGAGAAAACGGCCGGCAACAAAGCAAUGCCUCUUGCAUUUUUGAAAAGGACACGCCCUCCCGGAAAUGUGCGCUCCCCCUUUUCUCGUCCACAAGGAAACAAACACACAGAGGGCUUGAAAAUGGAUGCCGAGAGAUUUAACUCCGCUUUAUCAAACGU
Molecule: messenger RNA, 3730 nt
Organism: Epinephelus moara (kelp grouper)
Lineage: Eukaryota; Metazoa; Chordata; Actinopteri; Perciformes; Serranidae
Exons: 2
Coding region: 72-971 (299 amino acids)
Source: RefSeq, a predicted model, not a curated record